AUGGCCUCGUCAAGACUGAGCUUGUUUGCCUUUGUGCUUGUUCAUGCCUUCCUCCUCCAUUCUUCUCUAGUAUGUUGUAAUGAUGAAGAAGACGACCUUUUUGUCGGCCUCAACAAUUUCAGGCAAACCCUAAACCUCUCAGAACUCGUAAAGAACGAGAAGGCCGGCUGUAUCGCCGACGAGAUCUCAGAUGAGCUACAGGGCCUACCAUGCUCUCAUGCAGCUGACUAUGAGAUUAAACCAGGCAAUGGUCCUGUGUUCCCCUACUUCAGCAAGCUCAUAACCAAGUGUAACAUAGACAACAGCACCACAACUGAUGGGAUCAUUUUGCCUGUUUGCGUGCCCGAUUUGGACCCAGAUCUUGUGCUUAACAAUUAUACUAAAACUAAAUUUGCUCAGUUUCUGAAUAAUUCUAAGUAUACAGGAGCUGGGGUUGGUUCUGAGGAUGAUUGGAUGAUUGUUGUGUUGACUACUGACUCACCUAGUGGGAGCUUUACUGGUGGUGCUGCUUCUUUGGCUGCAAUUGGCAUGGUUCACUACAUGGUUGCUUUGUUCUUGGGAUUGUCCUUCAUUUUGCUAUGAUUAAGUGGUUAAUUUACUUCAAUUUUUUUCUUCUCUGAUAUAGUGUGAUUGUUAUGAAUAAUGUGGUUUUCCUCUCCAAUUUUAUACAUAAUAAGAAUGUGGAACUUUUUCUUUGG
Molecule: messenger RNA, 698 nt
Organism: Fragaria vesca subsp. vesca
Lineage: Eukaryota; Viridiplantae; Streptophyta; Magnoliopsida; Rosales; Rosaceae
Exons: 2
Coding region: 1-582 (193 amino acids)
Source: RefSeq, a predicted model, not a curated record